UCACAGCGGAAAAAGGGGAAACAGAGUAAUGCUGAAAAGGAUGAUGAAGCCUCAGAAGAAGAGGAAAUUGGUCAAGAUUUCAGAGAGAUGAAAGUUCAAAGGAGACCCAGUUCAGAUGAAGAGGCAGAAGAAACAUCCACAGAAAGUGAAGAGGAAUUUAAGUCAACAGUCCAUGAGGAUACAAGAAUCGUGAAGGAUAGCUCCGGAUUGGGCAAAUUACAACCAGGUGAGAUCCCAGAUACCAAGUAUAUUCAGGCCGCUCGUAAAAGGCGAGAGACAGCCAGAAAACGAGCUGAUUUCAUUCCACUCGAUUCUUUAGCCAAGGAUGACUCUUCAAUGUCUCCAGUGAGAGACGAUGAUCCAAUCAAUGAUGAUGAGCUCGAUGAUCAUGAGAGGAGAAUAGACUUCACUGAGGGACUGAAAACACAACGACAGAGAAUGGCUGAGGAAAUCGGUGUAAAUGAAAGUGAUGAGAGCUUUGAAGGUGAAUAUGAGGAUGAGGAGGAAGAUGAUCAGAAACUCUGGGAGGAACAGCAAAUCAAACGAGUGAACAUUUCCCAAUUAGCAGGCAGAGACGUGGAUACUGAGCCAAGGCGUAAUAUGAGGAGAAUGCUGAACACUCUGGAGUCACUCCCACCAAUCCGCUUGGAAACUGUAAAAAAGCAAUUGACUAAUAGGUUAGAAUCCCUCCAGGAAGUUUACCGUUCACACCAGCGAGAGCACGAGAAGAUCCAGAGUUCCACUGAGAGCUCGAUGAACACGAUUGAACAAUUGGAAGACGCUUCAGAUACCAAUCGCCGCUACAAGUUUUAUCGAGAAAUGGGAACCUAUGUUCAAAACCUGACCAACUGCCUCAGUGAAAAGAUACUUCUCAUUAAUGAGCUGGAAUCUGCAAUGCAUCACUUACUGCGGCAGCAGGCAACAAGACUUUUGCAACGUAGACAGGAAGAUGUCCAAGAUGAAUCGACCAGUAUUCAGCAGCUCUCAAACAAAGCUAAUGGCAAUACUCAAAGCCACGCAGACUGUAUUGAGGAAAAACAGUGUCGCAUUGAAAGACGAAUGACACAAAGGGCUCAACGACAACAGAGAAGAAAAGUGACGGGAAAGGAAGCAGAUCAUCGUGACGGCAUGUCCAGUGACGAUGAAGUGCCUCCAGAUGAUUUAAUUGAUUUUAAUGAAAAAAAAGAUCAAAUAUUGACGGAAUCCAAGACGAUCUUUGAAGACGUACAUGAAGAUUACUGCAGCGCUGACCGAAUCUUAGCAAAAUUUGGGUUCUGGAGGCACAACUUUCCCGCUUCGUAUUAUGAUGCUUAUAUUGGCCUUUCGCUUCCAAAAAUUCUGAAUCCUUUAAUCAGGGCACAACUGAUUGCCUGGAACCCACUUGAAGCUGGUUGCUCGGACUUAGUGGGCAUGCCCUGGGUUUCUGCCGUGGAGCAGUUCUGCCACGAUGAAGCUGAAGAGUACCAGAGGAAGGAAAACUCUGAUAUGAAACUGCUUUCCACAGUAAUAGAGAAAACAAUUGUACCAAAAAUUGAAGGCUUUAUAAUACAUGUAUGGGACCCUUUGUCAUCCUCGCAAACACAGAAUUUUGUGCAACUCUGUGCUGAAUUAAAAGAGGAAUUUGCUGUUUUUAAAGACGAAAGUAAAGCCACACAGAUGUUGUCAAAAUCAAUUAUUAUGAGAAUAAGGAUAUCUGUGGAAGAAGAUGUCUUCAUUCCUCUGUAUUCAAAAAGUGUGCUGGAGGAUCGAACGUCUGCCCAUUCCGUGUUUCAGGAAAGACAAUUUUGGUCAGCUGUGAAGCUACUGGGUAACAUCUUCCAGUGGGAUGGCCUCUUACCAGAGCAGGUUCUACAAGAAGUGGGUUUAGACAAGCUCCUCAAUCGCUAUAUUUUACUGGCUCUACAAAUGUCUUUGCCUGGUCCAGACAAUAUAGAAAAAUGUAAAAAGGUAAUAAAUUGUUUUCCUCCACAUUGGUUUGAAGAACUAAAAACCCAGCAAACCCUUCCCCAAUUGGAAAGCUUGUGCAGAUAUUUGUUACAGUCUAUUCGUGCUGCGUAUAAAAAUGGGGGUCAAAGUGAAGAGAGCAGCAGCAACAGAAAAGCAAUAGAAGAAAUGGUUAAGAUGUUAGCCCAAAUCAGUGCUGUGGAUCACACCAAGAGAAUUAUUGAUGAAUGCAAACUGGAAGAUUUGAAAAGCAUUCUCGAGAGAAACUGAUCUGCCUGAAAACUCCUGGUUGAAUGUGCUUCAAAGAUAGUGCAUAAAGAAUGCAAUCUCUAAUGCUUGACCUCGAGUCACAUAAGUCUGCAACAAUGCAAAGGUUGUACAACUUGGCUAUUUCCCACAGCAAUUCAUAAUGCCCAAAGUCCUUUGUUUUUAUUGAAAUGCAGUCUAGCUGAUUUAACACCACAAAACAAGUUGGAACUUAAUGCAGCUGUUGAGCCAUUAGUUCUGAUCUUCAAUUAGUAGGUUUCCAAAUACAAUUCUUAAAAAUAUACUGUAUUGAGUUGCAGAAAUUAAAUUUGAAAGUAGAAUAUAAAUGACUAUUUGUGAUAGAUUUUCCGUAUUCUUUUACAGUUGGAUUCAGUAGACUAAACUUAUGUUGCAAAUGACCUGGGCAUGAGGUUAAAUUGCAAGCCUAAAUUCCCAGCCUUAUUUGGAAUUGUACUCCCUUUUUAUUGGUGUAAUAAAUGCUGUUGAUUGAUGUAUAUAGUGAACAAGCAGUUGGCUGUUUUUUAUACACUUAAGCUGUCAAAUUGCUUAAGGGAGAAUAAUAUUGCAAGUAACACUGCCUUCCCCCCAAAAAAUAACAAUCUGGAAGAAGUUAUUCAACGUCUUUCUGCUCGAAGGAGAAAUCCUGUUUUUCAGUCUCAACCUACCUGUUGAUUCACCGAACUAACUGAGAUUGAUGUUCUUCCAAGUACUGGAUGCUAAUCCUAGUGCUUGAACACAAGUCAGGUUUAAGUGCCUGUAAAACCCAAACAGGAUUCUUAAAAUUAUUUGUAAACUGAUUUUUUUAGUUCACCUAAUGUUUGUGGAUUGUCUGCUGUUGAAGCAAAUCUUCUGUACACAAUUUAUUUUUCUAUCAUAAUUUGUAUGUUUUGUAAGAAUAUUGCUGUACAAUAAAUUGAACUUUUACAGUAUUCUUAAAAAAAAAUUCUUACAGAAGUUUCAAUGUCAGGAGGAUGAAUCAAAGUGGUUCAGGAUUCACUGAAGUAUGGUGACUAUUUUGUAGGUGAAUGCAACAGCCAAUUUAUGCAUAGCAAUACAAUACUAGUUGAAAAAAAAUGCUUAAUCAACUACCAAGAAAUGUCUAUCCCGAAUAAACCAUCAUAGUGGUGCAGAUUUGAUUUAAUAAUAA
Callorhinchus milii (elephant shark) is the source of this 3358-nucleotide messenger RNA. Its product is annotated as intron Large complex component GCFC2. Lineage: Eukaryota; Metazoa; Chordata; Chondrichthyes; Chimaeriformes; Callorhinchidae. The record is from RefSeq and is a predicted model, not a curated record. The transcript has 17 exons. Gene Ontology annotation, molecular function: DNA binding. Bases 88 to 2214 code for a protein of 708 amino acids. Gene Ontology annotation, biological process: mRNA splicing, via spliceosome. Gene Ontology annotation, cellular component: nucleus.